CUGUAGAUAUUUGGAAAAUUCAGACCAUUUUUUAUAUCGACAGUAUGGAAAUGUUAUGGGCGCGUGUCGUUGUCGCUGAAGGCUCGGAGGUUGCCGGGUAUUAGUAUCGCGUUGCUGCACGCGGUAGCAGAAGAAAGUUUCGGUUGGGCAAUAGUACCAUGUGGGCGCGUAGUUAAUGUCAAACAGUGACCGUGAUUGGAGGUUGUGACAGAGAUACUCCCCUCCAGUGAGCCUUAAAUCUGAGUGGCCGCUGUAGGUCACUGUCAGCCAGCCAGCAGCAGCUUGAACUCAUGCCUCUCCCAGGUCUUAGUGAGAGAAGUUGACUCCACCACCUCCUCACUUGUUCUUCCUCCAGCUCACAGUGAGUCUGUAUGGGUGGAGUGCUUUGAGGUCGUGAUCAGCCCCAGAGGCCGUGCAUCCAACAGCCCCCUGCCUUCCCCGUCCCCACCCCGCAAACAUCCACAGCCAUCAUGGGGGAGGUAGUCCAAAUGCACUUCACCACGGUGGACUACGUCAUCUUUGCCUUGCUGUUGGUGGCCUCAGCUGGCAUCGGCCUCUUCUACGCCUUCUCCGGUGGGCGCCAGCGCACAACACAGGAGUUCCUGAUGGCUGACCGCUCCAUGAGCUGCCUGCCCGUGUCUCUGUCCCUGCUGGCCACUUUCCAGUCGGCCGUGGCCAUCCUGGGUGCUCCGUCUGAGAUUUACACUUUCGGGACCCAGUACUGGUUCCUGGGCUGCUCCUACUUCUUGGGCCUGCUCAUCCCGGCUCAUGUUUUCAUACCGGUCUUCUACCGACUGCGGCUGUCCAGCGCCUAUGAGUAUCUGGAGCUGCGCUUCAACAAGACGGUUCGCAUAUGUGGGACUGUGACCUUCAUCUUUCAGAUGGUCAUUUAUAUGGGGGUGGUCCUGUAUGCCCCAGCCUUGGCACUCAAUGCAGUGACAGGUUUUGACCUGUGGGGGGCAGUGCUGGCCAUGGGCUUGGUGUGCACUCUCUAUACUGCUCUGGGAGGUCUCAAGGCGGUGAUCUGGACAGACGUGUUCCAGACGGUGGUAAUGUUCGCCGGUCAGCUGGCGGUCAUCGUGGUUGGGGCCAAUCAGGCAGGGGGCAUAGCAGAGGUGUGGAGGAAAGCGAUCAAUGGCAGCCGCAUUGCUGGACUAGACCUGAACCCAAACCCUCUGGAGCGCCACACCUUCUGGACGCUGGGUGUGGGAGGAGUGUUCCUGAUGUUGGCGCUGUACGGGGUCAACCAGGCCCAGGUCCAGAGGUACCUCAGCUCUCGUACGGAGAAAGAGGCCGUCAUGUCCUGCUACGUAGUUUUCCCGUGCCAGCAGAUUGUCUUGUCUUUAGGUUGUCUGAUGGGUCUGGUGAUGUUUGCUCGUUAUGGAGAGGACAGUCCUCUGGACAAGGGCUACGUCAAAACUAACGACCAGAUGGUGCUGUACUUUGUGAUGGACGUGUUCAAAGAUCUGCCGGGGCUCGCAGGACUGUUUGUGGCCUGUCUCUUCAGUGGAGCUCUCAGCACCAUCUCAUCAGCCUUCAACUCCCUGGCAACAGUAACCAUGGAGGACCUGAUAAAACCCCAUUUUCCAAACAUGACAGAAUCCAAAGCUACACUGCUGUCCAAGGGACUCGCUUUGGUCUACGGCCUGGUGUGUCUGGCUAUGGCUUACAUCGCCUCUAUAAUGGGAUCUGUGCUGCAGGCGGCCUUCAGCAUCUUCGGGAUGGUGGGUGGUCCUCUGCUGGGCCUCUUCUGUCUGGGAAUGUUCUUUCCUUGGGCAAACCCUACUGGUGCAGUAGUCGGGUUAGUAGCAGGCCUCGCCAUGGCCUUCUGGAUCGGCAUCGGCAGCUUUGUGAUGCGCAUGUCUAGUUCCACACCAUUGCCGCCACCCAACGCCACUGCUCUGCCCCUGUUUGACAACGUGACCUCUACUGUCAUGACGACACUGAUCAGCGCCACCACAGCCAAGCCAAGGCUGACGGGUGUGGAGGCGCUGUACUCGUUGUCCUACAUGUGGUACAGUGCUCACAACUCAACCACUGUGGUGGUGGUUGGACUGCUAGUCAGUCUGCUAACAGGACCUAUGAAGGAGAAGGAGCUGACCCCAGGUACGGUGUAUCCAGUCCUGGGCACACUGCUCUUCUUCCUGCCGGAGCGCUACAGGGAGAAGCUCUGCUGCGUCACUCCUCUGGCUCGGAAGCCCAAAGAAAUCAACACACAGCCUUAUCUGAUGGCCAAGAAAGACAGCAACGGAGCAGCUUACUGCAAAGAGGACACAGUCACAGAGGACAAAGAGGCGGAGAGUGACAGAGCAGAAACAGAGGAGGAAGACUUGGAAACAAGGAUCGCUCUGCCCACGUGUCAGCUGACGGCUCAUACGGUUCAGGAGACGGCCUUGUGAUCUUUUCUCCUUCUACCGAUAGCACAUACUCACUUUCACCCCUAGCUACUGCACUGUCCAGUUCUUUGGGGGAAAGUGCAGAAAAAGAAAGAUCAUAGAUGUGAAGUCAUACCUAAGUACAACGUCCCGAAGAUCUACAGCACCAAGUGUGGAUGUAGGUGUUUUACAAUAUCGUAAUCAGCUGAAUCUGAUUACAGAAAAGGUUUAUAGACUUCAAAGAGAGUUGUGUGGGUACUUGCUCACACAUUUUUCUCAAAAAAAAAAAAAAAAAAAAAAAAACUGGAAAAACUACUGGAAGUCCACUUCUGCCAGGCUGGAACUGUGCACUGAAAGCCCAAAUGGCAGCAGGUAACGGAUUAAUAAGUCAGUUGAUCGCAUUUAGUGAUAGUGACAACACUUUGGAGCACACACAGGCUUGUCUCUGUCCAGAUGUGUUCACAUGUACAUUACAUGUGCAGUUUGAAGUUAACGGAGUGGGUAGCUCUCAUGCACAAUGAGCUGCUCUGCUGUGACUGGAUCCAGUCAGUCUGUUUGACAAAAGAAUCAGGUAGUUAAUAGAUGUAAAUGAUGUAAACAAGAUGUGAUAUUUUUGUAGAGAAGAUGGAGCCAUACAGUCCCAGAUAUAUGUACGAGAGAAUAUAAUAUAAAGAGAAAAGAGAGACAGAACCUGAAUGGAAGGCAUGGCAGUACUGUGAUCGUAUAGUGUCUUUACAUGGCCUUGGUUUAAUACUAAUAGUCGCCUUCUAGCUGCUAUUAUAGAUGUCUGAACACUGAGUCCACAAAUGCAAACGUGUGUUCAGGUGAGAGCAAAGAUGGUGUCUCGUGGUGGCAGUUAAAUUCGAUGGAGCACAGUAAAUCUUGUUUCUACCAAUAGUGCUUGAGGAGAGUGUAAACCAGUCAGUGUGCAGAGCUGCUCUGUUCCCUCUCCCCAUGGAGCUGCUCUCUCCCCAUGCAGAGCUGCUCUCUCCCCAUGCAGAGCUGCUCUCUCCCCAUGCAGAGCUGCUCUCUCCCCAUGCUCUUGUUUCCACAGAGGAGAUUAACAUUAUCCACAGUUUUUCAUUCUUUGAGGACUUGUGUGCAUGCCAUGUGCAACAACUCCUUGUGAGUCCCCAUUGUUAACUCAUUCACUACUUCCUAUCUAACACCCACUAGUGUAAUACACUCAUUAGGAAACACUACAUAUAACAUACAUUACAGUAAGAGUUUGGACACUCAGAUGAAAUGGCAGGCGGUAGAUAUAUGUGAUUGGAUAUGAUUUUGAACUCUGUUCUGUUCUCUUAGAGCUUCUGGAAUAGAUGUUAAAAUGAUUGAUCGAGACAAAAAAAAGAUGUCUCGUUUAAAGAGUCCAUCAGCAUCUUUCUAGUUGCUCUUAAUGCAGCGUGUCAUCUGUUACUGCUCUGCCAAUAUAUGUGUCAUGUGAUUACUGUAUAAAGGCUUUUGGAGACAAUAGAGGUAGUUGAAUUAAUCUGGAUCAGGAUUCUGUGUUUAGGUAUUUAGUGUAAUUGCCAAUGCACUACAGAGACCAAUAUGUUGCCUAGUUGUUUUCUGGAUAAAAUCUAUAGCCAUCAAAACUCAUGUUUCUGUUUUUUGAAGUACACAGUUUGUGUAGUUUUCUUCUGUGUUCACAGUCACAGAAGUUGUAUGUCGGCCACAAAAAAGCCCCAUGAAGCUCUAAAGUGCCUCACUGACUGAAUCUUCUCUGGUGAGCGGGGGGUUAACAUGGGAUGCUCUGGUUUUCAUUAGCUUUGUAUGUUUUACCCACAUGUCUACACAUGUUUAACUCUGCUCCUGUCUGAUAUGACUGCCACCACUGCUCUGAAGCACACAGAGAAGCCAGCUUGGACUCUUAGAUGGACCUACCUUAGUUCCAUUAGGCAGUAAAUUUAUAUUUUGGAAGGUAAAUAUGAUUAAGUCAUCUCUGGUAAUUUUGUAUUUUGAACAUCAUUGUGUCUUUUUUUCAGAUUAGAUUCAGAUUAUUGUAAGUGCCAGUAUGUGAUUGAUUUGCUUAACAGUGUGUCACUAUUGUCAUGUUUUUUGGAAUCACAGAAUUCUUGACCAUCACCAUUUUAAGCAUUUGAAGUCCUCCAUUGUCGUUGCGUAAGAGGAGAGGUGUUUUGUAUGUGUUUGUGUGUGUGUGUGUGCGGUGUUUAAAGUACUGUUUGUGCUCUUGACAGUGGACCGCAUGGCCAUGUGACUUACUGUUCAGCUUGCAACGGCCGAACAUGUUUCCAAAGAGUUUUCUAUAGAUUACGGAGAGUCUACAUGAAGUAACUUAAUACAACCGACAUCUCAUUUAAACGGUCAGCCAGUGGCGUUGCUCUAUCAGCAUGUGCUGUCUCAGUUGCCUUACAUUUCCCUGUUUAAAUGAGUUCGCUGGAGUUGUAUUCAAAGUCCAUGCCAGACAAUCAAGGUGACCCAGUUUAGCAUCAGGAAAGAAGCAGCUUAGCAUGUCUCAUUUAUUUGCAAAGGAUUACGGACUCUCCAAAAGCACUAGACCCCCCCCCCCCUCAUUUGAUGGAUUGUUUGAGCCCUUUUUUAAACCCCGAGUUACAGGAGCAACAUGUUUGUACCAUCCGAAAUACCUCGAUUUAUCCAAAGCAUAUAGAAUAUGAAUUUCUUUCAUUUUUUUUUUAAAUUUCAUUUUACCAGCAGAAUAUAUAUUUGAGAUCAUUUGUAUAUUUUUGUAAAGCCACAUUUCACAAGUCGAAAUGUGGAAUUUCUAUAUGCAAGAACCAUAAAAUGCGUCCUCUUUUGGCAAGUGUCGGCACUAUUGGGAACGUAGCAGUCCACACUGCAACAUGAUGGCAUCGAAAUAUAAGAUGAGCAUCCUUCGCCUUAGAAAACAUUCUAAACGGGGAAUGUUUUUCAUGCUACAUCCCAUAUGCUGGCCUCCGCAGUCGCGUUUCAAGACAUUUUAAUGGUUCCCAGUUUUUUAAUUACUUUUCAAUGACGUGUGACAAUGUGUACUUUAUUUAUGAUUGCAUAGUAUUGAAUCCUUUUCCUUCAUACCUGAAAUUACUUGAAGUGUGUGCCUGUAAUUUUACCGUUAUGAUACACAGAUACGCCCCCUUUCUAAUGCGAGGGAGCUUAAUUCAAGUGCUGACAUAUUGUUGUCAAAGAUGUCCGUUAUAAACCCAGUCUGGGUGGAGCACUGUGAUACUAACAAAGACACCUGAUAAAGCACAAUGAUGUAGGACUCUGUAGUGAUGCUGUAGUCACAAUUAUCUCACUGAAGUCCUCACUUGGUGUAAAGCAGCUAAGGUAGAGUGUUUUUCAUUAGUGGCCUUUUUAACUGAAUCUGUUUGGACUGCACAGUUACACAGUUAGGAAUACAGUUUGUGAAAGAAUAGCACGGCACUUAGUAAUUUCCAGCAAUGAUAAAUAUUGUUGUAAACAAUAUUUAUCACAUUUGUCCUCCCAUCCACAAGAAUUCUUCCUGGUUAUGCAUUCCAAAAAUAUCCCACAAGCACUGAAGUCGAGACGACUCCUCUGCUUUGGCUGUGCCUUCAUUUUGUGGUAAUGUUUUUUUUUUCCUUCUGUAUCCUGAUGUAGUUUUCAGAAAUAAUCCAGGAUAUUACAAAGAAUCAGGGGCGGAGCCAAAAGUAAAAAUUGGGGAGGGUGCAGCCUGAAUCCAAGGGGGGGUCGAGGGGCACUCUUCCUCUGGUAAAAAAUUUUUUCCCCCAUUUAAGGCAGCUAUAUGCAUUAUUUUUCAAGCUAUUUGAGAUAGUAAAUUGCCAAAAUAAAUGUUCAUAAUCUAUGAAAAACACAAUAGUUGUCCAGAAAAACCUAUUCUGAAAAGCACUGCAAAACUAAUGCCACAUUAAAGAGGGAAAAAAAUUGACUUCACAAUUUUUUGAAAUGGAAUAUAAUAUUAAGUGUGUUUUUCUUUUCUGUGUAAUUACCUGGAAAAAAAAUGCAUAUAUGCUUUUUGCCUUAAAAUGAGCCAUUUUUGUAUCAGCCACUGUAGGUAGCAACCCCUCCACAAGUGUGAAAAAAACACCUGUUUUUCUCUUCAAUGAUCAAUUCAAUGAUCCCCAAGAGAUACGGUAUUCUACUAAAAUUAAUAUUAGGCCAACAUUUGCUAACUUAUAUUCGAUUUUUUUCCCAGAGAGUCCCAUAGAUUCAGGGCUUUGGGG
Plectropomus leopardus (leopard coralgrouper) is the source of this 6535-nucleotide messenger RNA. NCBI's taxonomy places the organism in Eukaryota, Metazoa, Chordata, Actinopteri, Perciformes, Serranidae. The record is from RefSeq and is a predicted model, not a curated record.